Messenger RNA from Linum trigynum, 1672 nucleotides. Lineage: Eukaryota; Viridiplantae; Streptophyta; Magnoliopsida; Malpighiales; Linaceae. The record is from the annotation of a GenBank genome assembly.
AUCACAACUUCCACUGCUAAAUCACUUUCUACCCUAAAUCACUUUUUUUAUUUUGGGAAAACAUCCUUUUAUAUCAAAGCUUUUUCUUUAUGCCAGCAGAUGGCCAAAAAUUAUUCUCUAUUCCUUUCACUACUUUCUCUGUAGUUGAAAUCAAUCUUCCUUUCCUAUCUCUCUUUCAGUUGUCACUCUCACGCGUAAAAAAAGCACGAUUCCACGACCGUCCUUCUACAUUUUCCCCUUCCUUUCUUCCUUCCCCCAUUUAUCUCUCUCUCCUCCACAAAAUCCAUUCUUUCUUCCCUUGUUGCCGUCUGAUGAUGAACCCAAACCUUCCUGCGGGUCUUCUUCCUUUCCUUCUCUCUUAGCCGGAUCUUUCACUCUCUCAGCUUCCAAAAUUACUCUGUUUCACAGCUUGAAGAUCAACACUCUGUCUUCCCUGCCUCAGAUCUUCCCCCCUGCUUAUCCAUUCCCUGAAAGUUACCAAAUUCCUCGCGAAACCCACAAUUCCUCUUUGCUUUUUGCCGGAGAAAUUUUACUGGGGGUACAAAGAAAUGCAAGAUCCGUCGUCGGUGGACUUCCCGGCGAUCAGGCCGCCGGCACCGUUCCCGGAGCAAGAGCUGCUGAAGUGCCCGCGCUGCGACUCUGCCAACACCAAAUUCUGUUACUACAACAACUACAACCUCUCCCAGCCCCGGUACUUCUGCAAGGAUUGCCGCCGAUACUGGACCAAAGGCGGCGCUCUGCGAAAUAUCCCCGUCGGCGGCGGCACCCGGAAGAGCAGCAGCUCCGGCAAACGAUCUUCCAAUCCGAAGCGUGCCAACCCGGAUCCGACACCGGAUUCUCCACGGGUCACCCGCCGGGUUUCCGAGGCACCUCCCUCGCCGCCGCCCUCUUCCUCGACACCUGCCGCCGUCGCCGAUACUUUCUCUGCUUCUACUCAGCAAUAUCGGCUGCCGACGACGGAAUCAGAACUGGGUCAGAACCCGACCCGGGUGUACGGGCUGGAAGCGGAUCAGGAGCGGAAGUUCGCGGGUGUUGGGGUUGGUGGCGGGAGCUUCAGCUCGCUUUUGACCCCCAAUUCUCAAUUCGGGGGAAUCUUCGACGGGUUGAGCACGAGCGGGUCGGAUCUGAAAUCGGGGCAAGUGGGUGGUUUGUUUGGCGAGGAUUUGAGUUCGGGUUUGAGUAUGGGUUCGGGUCGGGAAAUGGGUUUGGAUGUGGAGUUGCAAGAGAGGGGCGGGGGCGGGGGCGCCGGUGGUGGUAGUGGCGGCGGCGACGAUGGCGGCGGAGGAGGGUAUUUGCAAGGUGGAGAGUGGGGGAAUAGCAAUAAUGGAUGGCCGGAUCUUGCUAUCUACACGCCAGGCUCUAAUUUCCAUUAGAUAGCAAAACCAAAGAGGAUUAACAAAAGUCGUUUUGUUCCCUAAAUUAAUUAAGGUUUAUUAUUAUUUGUUGGAUGCUUUUGUCCUCCUCUCACUUUGAGUUUUUAUUUUUUAUAUAUGGAUUUAUUUUAUAUGAGCACAUUAGGUAUAUGAUGUAUUUUGUGGGAUUAUAGAUUUAAAUCCCCUAGCCUUAUGUAAUGCUAUGCAAAUGCAAUGAAAAGUGAUUAUAGAAGGUUCCAAAGCUUCAACCAUAUCGAGAGUCUCUCUUUCAAAAAAUUUAAUCAACACAUCUAUUAAUG